Neomonachus schauinslandi (Hawaiian monk seal) is the source of this 1493-nucleotide messenger RNA. RefSeq names its product eukaryotic translation initiation factor 4A3 (gene EIF4A3). Lineage: Eukaryota; Metazoa; Chordata; Mammalia; Carnivora; Phocidae. Gene Ontology annotation, molecular function: RNA helicase activity; mRNA binding; ATP binding. The coding region runs from base 49 to 1284 and encodes 411 amino acids. The record is from RefSeq and is a predicted model, not a curated record. The transcript is spliced from 12 exons. Gene Ontology annotation, cellular component: nucleolus; catalytic step 2 spliceosome.
UCCGCUUUCCGCUGCGGCGCGCGCUCCGCUCUCAGCGGACUCGGGAUCAUGGCGGCCACGGCCACGAUGGCGACCUCGGGCUCGGCGCGGAAGCGGCUGCUCAAAGAGGAAGACAUGACCAAAGUGGAAUUCGAGACCAGCGAGGAGGUGGACGUGACGCCCACGUUCGACACCAUGGGCCUGCGGGAGGACCUCCUGCGCGGCAUCUACGCCUACGGUUUUGAGAAACCGUCGGCCAUCCAGCAGCGAGCCAUCAAGCAGAUAAUUAAAGGCAGAGACGUCAUUGCUCAAUCGCAGUCUGGUACAGGCAAAACUGCCACCUUCAGCAUUUCUGUCCUCCAGUGUUUGGAUAUCCAGGUUCGCGAAACCCAGGCUUUGAUCUUGGCUCCAACAAGAGAGUUAGCUGUACAGAUCCAGAAGGGCUUGCUCGCUCUCGGGGACUACAUGAACGUGCAGUGCCAUGCCUGCAUUGGGGGCACCAACGUGGGGGAGGACAUCAGGAAGCUGGACUACGGGCAGCACGUUGUGGCCGGCACACCUGGGCGUGUCUUUGACAUGAUUCGGCGCAGGAGUUUGAGGACGCGUGCCAUCAAGAUGUUGGUGUUGGACGAGGCCGAUGAGAUGUUGAAUAAAGGUUUCAAAGAGCAGAUUUACGACGUGUACAGGUACCUGCCCCCAGCCACGCAGGUGGUGCUCAUCAGCGCCACGCUGCCUCACGAAAUCCUGGAAAUGACCAACAAGUUCAUGACGGACCCCAUCCGCAUCCUGGUGAAGCGUGAUGAAUUGACUCUAGAAGGCAUCAAGCAGUUUUUCGUGGCGGUGGAGAGGGAAGAGUGGAAAUUUGACACUCUGUGUGACCUCUACGACACGCUGACCAUCACUCAGGCGGUCAUCUUCUGUAACACCAAAAGGAAGGUCGACUGGCUGACAGAGAAGAUGAGAGAAGCCAACUUCACGGUCUCGUCCAUGCACGGGGACAUGCCGCAGAAGGAGCGCGAGUCCAUCAUGAAGGAGUUCCGGUCCGGCGCCAGCCGGGUGCUCAUCUCCACAGACGUGUGGGCCAGGGGGCUGGACGUCCCGCAGGUGUCCCUCAUCAUUAACUACGACCUGCCCAAUAACAGAGAAUUGUACAUACACAGAAUUGGGCGGUCGGGCCGCUAUGGCCGCAAGGGGGUGGCCAUCAACUUCGUGAAGAAUGACGACAUUCGCAUCCUGAGGGACAUCGAGCAGUACUACUCUACCCAGAUUGACGAGAUGCCCAUGAACGUGGCUGACCUGAUCUGAGGAGUCUGUCGUGCUGACGGGGAGCUGGUGGCCGUCUGCCCGCCCUGUGCUCUGGUUGGGAAGUGCUCAGGGACAGCUUCUGGGUGACGGCGUUUGUGUAAACUCUCCGACAGCCCCCAGGACGAGCCCUUGGUGUUUUUUUCUUACCUACAUGUAAAUAAUGCACUGCUCUGAGUUUUUUUCAUUAAAUGUUUAAGACUUUUACCAUA